Messenger RNA from Cygnus atratus (black swan), 8264 nucleotides. It is a transcript of the gene RALGAPA2, whose product is annotated as Ral GTPase activating protein catalytic subunit alpha 2. Gene Ontology annotation, cellular component: nucleus; cytoplasm. The coding region runs from base 166 to 5940 and encodes 1924 amino acids. The transcript has 39 exons. The record is from RefSeq and is a predicted model, not a curated record. Gene Ontology annotation, molecular function: GTPase activator activity. Gene Ontology annotation, biological process: positive regulation of GTPase activity; regulation of small GTPase mediated signal transduction. Lineage: Eukaryota; Metazoa; Chordata; Aves; Anseriformes; Anatidae.
CCCCGCCCCGCCCCGCCCCGCCCCCGCACGGCACGGCGGGGGACGGAACGGCACACCUAGCCGCGGCGGCGGUGGUGCGGAGCUGAGCCGUGCGGCCCUCGCUUGCCUCCUGCGUGGUGCCUGUCUGCCCUCGGCUCUGAGAGCUGUCGGCUCCGGCCCCCUGCCAUGUUCUCCAGGAAGGGCCAUGCCGACGCCAGGAAGUGCACGCAGAAGGCGCUGGACCCCAAGCGGGACGUGCUGACCCGCCUCAAGCACCUCCGGGCGCUGCUGGAUAUUGUGGAUGGAAGUGACCUGAAGCAGUUAUUUGAGAACAAUUAUUCUCAAUUUUUUUUAAUCUUCUAUGAAAACUUCAUAACACUGGAAAAUAGCUUGAAACAAAAAGGGAAUAAAUCACAAAGGGAGGAGCUGGACUCCAUUCUCUUUCUCUUUGAAAAAAUAUUGCAGCUACUACCUGAGAGGAUUUUUUAUCGAUGGCAUUUUCGCAGUAUAGGGUCGAUUUUGAAGAAACUUUUGCACACUGGAAACUCCCUCAAGAUAAGAUGUGAAGGAAUCCGACUGUUUCUUCUCUGGCUUCAAGCACUUCAGACUAACUGUGCAGAAGAGCAGAUAUUAAUAUUUGCGUGCCUUGUGCCUGGUUUUCCACCAAUUAUGUCCUCACGAGGUCCCUGUACACUAGAUAACCUCAUUAGUCCUCCUAAUUCACCAGAUGCUAAGAUUUUUCCAGAAGAAAUUACCCCACUUUUGCCAGCUGUUUCUGGAGAGAAAAUUGCAGAUGACCAAACCUGCUAUUUUCUUCAGCUACUGUUAAAAUAUAUGGUAAUUCAGGCUGCAAGUUUGGAGUGGAAGAAUAAGGAGAACCAAGACACCGGGUUUAAGUUUCUGUUUACCUUGUUUAGAAAAUACUACCUUCCGCACUUGUUUCCAUCUUUUACAAAGCUAACUAACCUCUACAAACCUGUUCUAGAUAUUCCUGAUAUAAGACCAAGACCAGUAUACAUUACUGCAACACGAAACAAUGAAAAUGUCUAUAGCACAAAAAUUCCAUAUAUGGCAGCUCGAGUUGUUUUUAUUAAGUGGCUUGUUACCUUCUUUCUUGAAAAAAAAUAUUUAACUGCUGUUCAGAAUACAAAAAAUGGAGGAGAAAUGCUCCCUAAAAUUAUUCAGACUGUUGGUGUUGUGAACCAAGAUAAAAACCCAGAGCUGGAAACUGGCAUGUCUUAUGCAGGCGAGCAGGAGAGAAGCCAUUCGAACAGCAGCACCUUGUCUGACCGACGGCUCAGUAAUUCCAGCCUCUGCAGCAUCGAAGAGCAGCAUCGAACUGUUUAUGAGAUGGUGCAGAGAAUCCUCUUGUCCACACGAGGAUAUGUUAACUUUGUUAAUGAGGUGUUUCGACAGGCUUUUUUGUUGCCUUCUUCUGAUAUAUCUGCAACGCGAAAAGUGGUUAAGGUCUAUAGAAAGUGGAUAUUGCAAGAGAAGCCUGUGUUCAUGGAGGAGCCAGACAAAAAGGAAAACAGUGAGGAUGCUGUUGUCAGCUUAGAGGAUUCAUCAGUGCAAACGGAUGGUAAACAUCUUUCCUCUGACCACUCAGGACAUAAGCGCUCAUCCAGCUGGGGAAGAACGUACUCCUUUACCAGUGCUGUUAACAGAGGAUGUGUAUUAGAAGACGAGGACAAAAAUGUUAAAGCUGGUGCUCAAGCUGUAUUACAGGUGUUCUUGACAAACUCUGCAAAUGUUUUCUUAUUGGAACCAUGCAUUGAAGUCCCUGUGCUUCUGAAGGAGCAAGUUGAUGCUUGCAAAGCAGUUCUGAGCAUUUUUAGGCGCAUGAUAAUGGAACUACCAAUGAAUAAAAAGACAUGGGAACAGAUGUUACAGAUACUCCUCAGAAUAACAGAAGCUGUGAUGCAGAAGCCAAAAGAAAACCAUAUAAAGGAUACGUUUGCUCAGAGCAUGUCAGGGUUACUUUUUCGAACCCUCAUUGUGGCUUGGAUCAGAGCAAACCUGAGCGUUUACAUUUCUCGGGAGCUGUGGGAUGAACUGCUUAGUGUUCUGUCUGCCCUGACCGACUGGGAGGAGCUCAUAAACGAGUGGGCCAAUAUCAUGGACUCUCUAACAGCAGUGCUGGCAAGAACUGUGUAUGGGGUAGAAAUGACAAACUUACCCUUGGAUAAGCUCAGUGAACAAAAAGAAAAAAAGCAGAGAGGAAAGGGUGGCAUUUUAGAGCCUCAAAAGACAGCUCUAGUGGGAAGAUCUUUUUCAUUAAGCUGGAAAAGUCAUCCAGAAGUAGUGGAGCCAAUGAGAUUCAGAAGUGCUACCACCUCUGGAGCCCCAGGAGUUGAGAAAGCAAGAAAUAUUGUUCGUCAGAGAGCAACAGAAGUUGAAGAAUCCCAGCAGUCGGAAACUUCAGCAGGAACAGAAGCUACAGGCCUAUUUGUAGAGCAAGAGCAGCAACUUACUCGAAGUAGCAGCACUUCAGAUAUUGCAGAUCAGUUUCCAUCCGAUUUUUUUCAAGGUAAGAAGGCUGGAAGUUCUCAUAAUUUAUCUUCUUCAGACUCCAAAUCGGUUCAGGAAAAUAAGGAAUAUAUGAAGAAAGAACAUGAAGCUGAGCAUGUACUAGUACAAAGGAGCAGUAGUACAGCUGAAUUAGAUUUGAAAGCAGACUUGCAACAAACACAUGGAAACCAUAGGGAGAGAGAAAAAAGUGAAAGUGUUAGCAGUGACACAUCCAUUGGGUAUAAUAAUGAAGUAGAGAUUGCACUCAUCCCCUGGCAAGCUUCUGAAGAAGACCAUGAAGUUAAUGCAUCAACAGAUGUUUGUGUGGAUACUGAUGCACCUCACUGGCUUCAGCUUAGUCCUGCAGAUAAUGCAAAUUUAACAGACAGCAGUGAAUAUCUUGCUGAUGACUGCAGUAUAAUUGCCGGUGGAAGCCUCAUCGGUUGGCAUCCUGAUUCUGCUGCUGUGCUAUGGAGGAGGAUCUUGGGAAUUCUUGGAGAUGUGAACAAUAUACAGUCACCUAAAAUUCAUGCAAAAGUUUUUGGGUAUCUCUAUGAGCUGUGGUAUAAACUUGCAAAGAUAAGGGACAACCUUGCUAUAAGUAUGGAUAAUCAGUCGACUCCCUCUCCUCCUGUCUUAAUUCCUCCUCUCAGAAUAUUUGCAUCAUGGUUAUUCAAGGCAACCACCCUGCCAAAUGAGUAUAAGGAAGGCAAACUUCAGGCGUACAGGCUGAUCUGUGCUAUGAUGACUAGGCGUCAAGAUGUUCUGCCAAAUUCUGAUUUCCUAGUUCAUUUUUAUUUUGUGAUGCACCUUGGCUUAACAAGUGAAGACCAGGAUAUCUUGAAUACUGUCAUAAAGCAUUGCCCACCUUGGUUUUUCUUCCUGGGCCUACCUGGCUUUACGAUGCUGAUAGGAGACUUCAUUACAGCGGCAGCCCGAGUGCUGAGUGCAGACAUGCUGGAGGCUCCCCGUUCAGAAGCUCAUACCAUCCUUGGUUCUCUUGUUUGCUUUCCAAAUAUCUACCAAGAAAUCCCACUCUUGCGGCCCAUUUCAGAAGCUGGUGAGAUCAUCGCGGGAAGUGCAGAUGUAAAGUGUUACCUCAUAAAUAUUUUAUUGAAGAAUGCUACAGAGGAGCCAAGUGAAGCUGCAAGAUGUGUAGCCAUUUGUGGCCUUGGAGUUUGGAUAUGUGAAGAACUAACGCAGUGUACAAAUCACCCCCAAGUGAAGGAAGCAAUCAAUGUCAUAGGUGUGACACUAAAGUUUCCUAAUAAAUUGGUAGCUCAGGUAGCCUGUGAUGUUCUUCAACUGCUAGUUUCUUACUGGCAAAAGCUGCAGAAGUACGAAUCCUCUCUGUCCAGAAAAAUUACUGAAAUCCUCGUGGCCACUAUUGCAUUUCUUCUGCCAAGCGCUGAGUACUCCUCUGUGGAAGCAGAUAAAAAGUUUAUAGUUUCACUGCUACUUUGCUUGUUGGAUUGGUGCAUGGCAUUACCCAUGAAAAUGCUUCUGGAGCCAGUGUCUGCUGGUGUCCUUGAAGAUCAACAUGCAUCCAAAGCUCCUUUACUGGACUAUAUUUAUAGAGUUUUGCAUUGCUGUGUGAAUGGCUCCAGUACGUAUACUCAGCAAAGCCAUUACGUGCUGAGUCUUGCGGAUCUCUCAUCUAGUGACUAUGACCCUUUCUUGCCACUGGGAAGUGUCACAAGCUCUGAGCCAGCACAGUGCCACUCUGUCACAGAUUUGGGCAACCUGCUCACUGUUGCUGAGGAAAAAAGAAGAAGGAACUUAGAAUUAAUACCUUUAACGGCACGGAUGGUUAUGACUCAUCUGGUGAACCACUUGAGCCACUACCCACUCAGCGGAGGUCCUGCCAUCCUCCACAGUCUCCUUAGUGAGAAUCACGACAACUCCUAUGUGGAGUCCUCUGAGCUGUCAUCAGAAGUUUUCCGGAGCCCCAACUUGCAGCUCUUUGUGUUUAAUGACAGUACUCUUAUAUCAUACCUCCAGAUCCCUGCAGAAAAGAAGAAGGACACUGAGCCAGCAGUAGCCCCCUCAGAUGUGAGGGUAAUUGUCAGAGAUAUCUCUGGGAAGUACUCUUGGGAUGGCAGAAUAUUAUAUGGACCUUUGGAGGGCUGCCUUCCACGGCAGAGUACUCCGAGCUCAUUUGUGAUUUCAGGCAACCCUGAGCACCAGUUCAGUUCCCAGAAAGACAUUUCUCAGGUGGAAGAAGGAGAAGAUGCUCUUGACAAGUUGCUGGAGAAGAUCGGUAACACUAGUCCUGAAUGCCUUUUACAUCCCCAGCGGAAGCUGAAUGAGCCAUCGCCACCACCCUUUGGUAUGAGCUAUGAACAAGAGAAUGCAAUCACCGAAGCCCUGAUGAGGCAGAGUGCCCAGGAAAAAGACUAUAUUUUUAAAUGCAGCUCAGGCUUCAGUAUGAAGGUGGCCCAUCAAGAAGAACCACGUCCUGCUGAACCUCAAGCAUCCUUUUAUUUCUGUCGGCUGUUGCUAAAUGAUUUGGGAAUGAACUCCUGGGAUAGAAGGAAAAGCUUUCAUCUUCUUAAGAAAAAUUCAAAAUUACUGAGAGAACUGAAAAAUCUGGAUUCUCGCCAGUGCCGUGAAACUCACAAGAUUGCAGUGUUUUACAUUGCAGAAGGACAGGAGGACAAAUGCUCAAUACUGUCCAAUGCAAGGGGAAGCCAGGCAUAUGAAGAUUUUGUUGCUGGACUGGGUUGGGAGGUUGAUCUCUCAACACAUGGUGGAUUUAUGGGCGGCCUGCAGCGCAAUGGCAGCACUGGGCAAACAGCACCCUAUUAUGCUACCUCUACCGUGGAAAUAAUUUUUCAUGUGUCUACAAGAAUGCCGUCAGAUUCAGAUGAUUCACUGACCAAAAAGCUUCGUCACUUGGGAAAUGAUGAGGUUCACAUCGUCUGGUCUGAACACACCAGGAACUACCGCAGGGGCAUUAUACCAACAGAUUUUGGAGAUGUUUUAAUUGUUAUUUAUCCAAUGAAGAAUCACAUGUUUUUCAUAGAGAUAAUGAAGAAACCAGAGGUGCCAUUUUUCGGUCCUCUCUUUGAUGGAGCCAUUGUGACUGCAAAGCUUCUGCCAAGCCUUAUAUGUGCCACGUGCAUCAACGCCAGCAGAGCCGUCAAGUCGCUCAUCCCGCUCUACCAGAGCUUCUAUGAGGAAAGAGCUCUGUACCUUGAAGCAAUAAUCCAGAACCAUAAAGAAGUAACGACGUUUGAGGAUUUUGCUGCUCAGGUCUUUUCUCCCUCUCCCAGCUACUCCCUCGGUGGAACUGGCUGCCUCACCACAAGUGCAAGUGCCGACCUUACUGUCACCAUAGGAAUAGAGCUAGUGGAGCCGACCUCGCCGAUGCUGCCGUGUGCUGCCAGGAACAAAGUCUCUGGGAAGCUUCGCCGCUCCACCAGCACUCUCAGCAAGUCUUCCAACUGAAGGGCUGUGGGAGUGCACCCCCUUCAAGGAACCCUAAAGACCUCAACAUGUAUCGAGCCACGUACUUUGCCAACAGAACUUGAAAUUUGGGAUGAGCGCGUGCUGAAGGGGAUGGGUGAGGGGUUUGCUCUGUAAAAUUAUCAUUGGAUGUAUUCAUGCAGCCAUCCUCGAUGACCAAACAUCACCUGGGCUAUCACCAUGCACUCUCUUGACUGUUGCUGUUGCAAGGAGCAUGGCAGUGCUGGGGAGCCCUCCCGGCAGCAUGUGUCUCUCCUCCCUUGGCACCUGUGUGCAAGGCAGCUGUUGCAGCAAGAGGCCACAAACCAGUGCUGAAACCAGUUACCUAAUGUAAUUUCAGAGCAUUGAUUGUAGUCAUUCCAUCCAACACAUAAUUGUGUAUUAGGGAAUUUUGUCAAAGUGGAAAAGAGUUUUCUAAUGACUAGACAUGUUACAAAUGUCCUCCUCUGAAGUGUGGGUGAGUGAUUGAGGUGCUUUUCAGUAUCUAUUCAACCUCUGCUCCCAUUCUGUUUUCAGUAGUCAUCCAAUGCAGUUUUUGUGCAUGUAGCUAAGAAUUAGUAAUAAUCAGAGAAGCCAUUGAUCUGAAAUUCAGGAGGGUGCUGCCAAUUUCAUCAAAUGGCAGCACCUGCACUGAAAUCACUCUGCUUAAUCAUGCUAUCUUAUUCAAGGUCAUCCAUCACUACCUAUUGUGCAAAAUCCUGAAGCUGAGGAUGCUCCAGCCUGCAUUCGCCUGUGGUCGGUGCACUCAGCACUGCAGCAAGCCAGGCUUCUCAGCUCCUCUCCGGUGUGCUCAGCAUGUGCCGGCCUGCGGCAAAGGGAGGGCUGGGGGUGGCAGCACCCUGUGCCAGGCAUCAGCCACCAGUCAGCAGCUAUGGCGCCAGCUUGGUGCAAACAUUUCACAUCUUUGCAUGUGUUUUAGCCAAAAGACCUCUUUCUCAGCGCUGGCUUUAGCUUCAGGAUUGUUUAGUCCUUUCCAAUAAUGUUUGCGAUGGCUGCAUAAUGUGAACUGCUCACUAUGCAUGGAAAAUAAAAAUAGCCACAUUUCUUUUUGAAGAGCAAAUGCUGCACAUCUGCUAUGACUACUCACCAGGGCUUGAAUAAUUGUGAGACAGUAUACUUCUGAGGUAACCACUUCACCUUUCCACAUCAGGGCAAUAAUCUGCAAAUUGAAACAUCUCUACUUAGAAUAAAAUAAAUCUGAAAGCUUUCAAGGACAUGUAGUGUCCUGUUGGCACUUUGUGUAGUACGCAAAUCUUUUAUUUUGAAUAAGAAAUGUAUUUCAUACUACAUGUAUCAUAUGUUUCCGGGGUGAAAACUUUUUAUACCUUAAGAAAACAUGUAUUAUAAAAACAACGGCAACCCAGGAGAUGUACUGCAUGUACGCAAACAGGCAGCAUGAGGAAGACAUCCAGACCAAAGGCAGGAAUGGGCUGAUGCUCCACCAGCGAGACGCAACAGGCCACAGUAGCACAAGCCCUAGUGCCCCCGGGGGACCUGCUGGUGGCCAUGGUGGGGCAGGCACCAUGCAGCCCAGAGCCCCCAGCCACUCUUCAUAUAGGGGAUGAGCGGGGCAGGUGGCGGUAAAGCAGCUCAUCUGUGUUACCUUUGGUUUUUGGGUGUUCUGAACAUUGGUAUCUCUGUCCAGUAUGACAGAGAUACCUCUGGCCUUCCUGUUCCUUCUCAGGUCUUGUUCUUGUCGCUUUUUGUUCAAUUUUUGGUUAUUAUGCUACUCAGCAUUUAAAUGCACGUCUCUGAACUUAAUGUGAUUUGUCUGUACUGAAGGGGACUGACUUUUAAAGUGAAGCAAAAUGCAUGAUUGGGCCACCAUUUUUUGCACUUCUGCUUACAUGUUAACUUGAGCAUCUGUCUGUUUUUGUGUUAUCUCUCUGCAGUGCUUCCCUGUACCACCGGGCUCAUAGGACAUUUUGCUGUUAGCCUUGUGAAGCAGCUUGCUGGUGGCACAUCCCCAGGGCAUGCCUUUGGCUGGGCACUCUCACCAUCCAGGGCAGGAGCUGAGGCACACAGCAAGCGGGUGCGGGGCACAGUUGGCAUGCCUGGGAUCAGGGUGAAUGCAGGAAUCCUGCUGGGAAGGAGCCCGCUGGCCAAGCGUUUGACUGACAUUUUGAUUUUCUGCCUCACAUUUUGGUUUUGAUUUCUACUGAUUGUGUGGGGGUAAAUUGGAAAAUAAAACGUAUUUUAAUUUAUUUUUUUUUCAUGAUGGAAUGCACGAUACUGUCUUGUUCUUAGCUAAUAAAUGGUCUGAAAUCAUUUCAAAGGCAUUCUGAAUAAAGUGAGAUUUUUCUCUU